UAAAAUAAAUAUAAAAUGAAAAAACGCAAAAGAUGUAUUUGCAAUACAAUAAAGUUAUUACGUCAAAUAACGGGAGAACCGAAAACUUUAAAGCGAUACGAAAUAAACACAAUACGGUUUGAAUUGUUCACUGAAAGAAACUCGGACGGAACUCAUUAUUUAGUUCUUAGGGGGAAUGAUAUUUACGACAGAUACAAACACCGAAUAACCGACGCAGACAUUCAAGCUAUCUGCCGGCAUGUAAAGACUUCUCCUAAAUUAAUUGUCGAGUUAGACUUGAGCUACAACGACAUUACAGACAUAGGAUUCCUUAAGCUAAUAAAAAGACUUCUAAUCAAAGGUCGAUCGAGUGUUACCAGCCUAAAUAUAAUGAAUAAUGAAUUAACCGAAACGUCUAUUUUGAAUUUGGCUAAAUAUGCAACAUUUUUUAAAUUGAAAUGUUUAAGGUUGAAUGGAAAUGAUUUUGGUUUGAGAGGUGGCGAAUAUUUUGCUGACUUCCUUAAAAAUAAUGUUAGUGUUGAAUAUUGUGAUGUAGGCGAAACGAAUAUAUCGUUAACGAGCUUAGCUCAUAUAAUCACAGCACUAAGGAAAGACUAUAACGGGAACGAGACGGUGAAAGUCAUCGAUUUAAGCCGAAUCGUACCUCUGUUCAAACGAUAUUCAUACGAAACUAAAUGGCUGGCAUAUCAUAUCGAAUACUUACUAGAAAGAAAUUCAACCAUAAUCGAGUUACAUUUACAAAAGAAUCAAUUGAUUGGACACGAUAUGGAAUACUUCGUUAGAGGCUUACGACGGAAUAAUACCUUAGUCUAUUUAGAUCUAGGCUACAACCAAAUUGGUGAUUACGGUGCCGAGUUACUGGGGCGAUACUUGAUGGAAAAUCCGCAAUUAAUCUUACUAAACAUCGCCGGUAAUGGGAUAAACGACACUGGAGCGAUUGCCUUAAGUUUCGGGUUGCCAUUUUCGAAAAUUCGUGCCCUUGAUGUGGCCAAUAACAAACUUACAGAUGAUGGUAUUAUUAACUUAUUACACACGAUAAAAAAAUCGUUUUAUUUACGCUUUUUCAACUUAUGGGGUAAUAACAUAGGCCAUUCGAGUUGUGAGAUUAUAGAGCGAAUGUUAUUUAGUGGUGCGCUGUUUCAACAUACGAUCGAUGUUAAAGUUUACGAAGUCGAUGGAGUUUUACACGCAGCAUAUUACCCUAAUCCGGCUGAUCGAAAUAAACACCUUUAUUAUAAUGAAUUAGACUUCGGUUACGCGGUACCCAUAUACCAUAUAAAAAGAAAUGUGUUGCCACAAAAGAAAAUUGUUAAAGUAGAUUGUAAACAACGCCAAAGACUUGAUAAAACAAAUAAAAAUACAUUUUGA
Messenger RNA from Nymphalis io (European peacock), 1368 nucleotides. Its product is annotated as leucine-rich repeat-containing protein 34-like. The coding region runs from base 16 to 1368 and encodes 450 amino acids. The record is from RefSeq and is a predicted model, not a curated record. Gene Ontology annotation, molecular function: protein binding. Lineage: Eukaryota; Metazoa; Arthropoda; Insecta; Lepidoptera; Nymphalidae. The transcript has a single exon.